Cladophialophora psammophila CBS 110553 is the source of this 498-nucleotide messenger RNA. RefSeq lists its product as uncharacterized. The record is from RefSeq and is a predicted model, not a curated record. The transcript has 2 exons. The coding region runs from base 1 to 498 and encodes 165 amino acids. NCBI's taxonomy places the organism in Eukaryota, Fungi, Ascomycota, Eurotiomycetes, Chaetothyriales, Herpotrichiellaceae.
AUGACCGUCGAAGAGGCCCGUUCUAUAAUUGGACAAGAUUGCACCGAAACCGAUACCCCGUUACGAGAUUCUUUUGCGUAUGAGACGCACGAAGCUCCCAGAAUGCCGCCAUCCACGCCGAGACCGUAUCAGAAUCUCUACCAAAACCCACAAUCGUUGAUGCAGUUCGCGUCAGAUCGGACAGAAGAAUAUUGGUGCGGAUCAGAGCAACCAGCUGCGGGUGGACUGCGGUCGUCCGUCGUGUCGCAGAAAGCACAUGCGGAAGAUUUCGAGACCCAGCCGCUUGACCUAUUUCAGCCGCUGUUCGAUCCAGAUAUGCUGGAGCUCUUCUCUAACCGGGUCAUGCCUGAUCUUUCCCAAUUUGACACGGCGAGUCUGAAUUUGAACUACCUGGACAUUGAGGGUUGGGAUAAGACCACUGUUGACGUGGCCACUAGAGCACCUGGCAUAGCCACCUGCGAGAACAUAUCCGCACUAGACUGGGACAUUUCCGCUUGA